Messenger RNA from Macadamia integrifolia, 2236 nucleotides. Its product is annotated as protein SIEVE ELEMENT OCCLUSION B-like. Bases 151 to 1770 code for a protein of 539 amino acids. NCBI's taxonomy places the organism in Eukaryota, Viridiplantae, Streptophyta, Magnoliopsida, Proteales, Proteaceae. The transcript is spliced from 7 exons. The record is from RefSeq and is a predicted model, not a curated record. Gene Ontology annotation, biological process: phloem development.
AACAACUUAUAUUAACGUUUUUCCUCGACUUGGAUACACCAAGAGAAAGAAGAAAAUAAGUUGAGGACGAUGGUAAGGACUUCCAUUUCAAAGACGUCGAAACAUCAAUAACAACAGCUGUUGAUAGUGCCGCAACAACAACAACCACCAAUGGAGCCACAACAACAACAGAGUGAGAAUCGCAAUCAAUUCACCACCUUAGAAGACAAUGUGACGAUGAAGCAGAUCCUGGCCACCCAUGCUGAUAACAGUUUCCACAGAGUCGACCUCAAUCCCCAUCUCCAACUUAUUGAGGAAAUCCUCCACCACUCCAACACUCUCAAACGCAUCAAUAUUGAUGACCUGCAAAUUUCUUUACACAUGGAAAGCUUGGACAAGAAGAGCCAAAAGGUUGACUUCGUAGGCAUGCUUGAAGCAUUGGCUUACACUAUACAGAAGAUAUCCUGUGAGAUAUUGUACAGUUGCUCUAGGGGUGGGGAUGCGCACACAACAACGAUGGCAUUGUUCAAGUCCCUAUCAAGAUUCUCUUGGGAUGCAAAGGUGGUGUUGGCCUUGGCCGCCUUUGCCAUCACCUAUGGGGAGUUCUGGUUGGUGGAGGAACUCUACCAAGCCCACCCGUUGGCCAAGUCCAUAGUGCUAGUGAAGCAAUUACCGGACAUAUUUGAGCAAUCGGAGAAGCUGAGGCCCAGGUUUGAAGCACUCUGGAGCCUUAUCAAAGCCAUGCUUGACAUGACCAAAAGCAUCGUCCAAUUCCACGAGCUGCCACCUCAGUACAUCUCCCCGGACCAACCGCCUAUGUCGGCGGCCAUUGCCCAGAUCCCCACUGCUGUUUACUUGACUAUCAAGGGCGUCGUCACUUGUGCAUCUCAAGUCAUUGGCCUUUUUGGUUUGGAUCAAGAAUCUAUUCCAUCGACCACUGAAGGUGAUGAGUUGUCUAGCUUAGCACAAGAGAUCAACAACAUACAUGAACAUCUUACCAAGCAGCUCAAUAUUUGCAAUCAACAUAUUGAUGAGAAGAAACAGCUCGAAGCUUAUAACACGCUAGUGCAACUCUUUGCAACGACCCAUAUUGACAACCAAAAGAUUCUCCGGGCUUUGAUUAAUUACACUAAUGAUGAUUUGACGCCGCUUCUUCAUUACGACACUAAGAAACCGGUUGGCGUUGAAGUGAUGAGACGUUGUAAAGGAACGUUGUUGUUGAUAUCGGACUUGGACAUCUCCCAAGAAGAAUUCGUGAUUGUGAAUCAGCUCAUACCUAGAAAGAAGGGAUUGUGGCUUCCCGUGGUGGACAGGUCCCUCCUAUGGACCGAAGCUAGGCAGAAAGACGUUGACCGACUACAGUCCAAUGUACGAUUCUACUCGGUGCGCCACCCUUCCUUGAUCCAUCCGGCAGUGAUUAAGUACAUCAAAGAGAUAUGGCACUUCAACAAGAAGCCAGUCGUUGUGGUUUUGGAUUACCAUGGUAGCGUUUUGAGCCUCAAUAACCUCCCCAUGAUGUGGAUCUGGGGAUGGCGUGGCUGGCCUUCCACCAGAAUGACGGAGGAGAUACUCUGGCGGCGUAUGACUUGGGGACUUAAACUCUUGGUACAAUAUGGAUUUGAGAACUUGCAUGAAGGCACAGAUGAAAACUUAAUCAAUUGGAUGGAGGAAAAACGAUUCAUUUGCUUGUAUGGGGGAGAAGACAUAGAUUGGAUAAGAAAAUUCACAACAACAAUAAAAGAGAUGGCCAAAAAAGCAGGUAUUCCAUUGGAGAUGAUGUACAUGGGAUAGAGGGCAUGUGGUUUUCCAAGAUGAGGCUUGGCAAGACUAUCGAGAAUGACCCCAUAAUGAAGGAGAUCACGACAACGCUCAUAUUCGACGAAAGCAAAAAAGGAUGGGCGUUGUUAAGUAAGGGAGAUGAAAUCAUGGCUCAAGCCAAGGGGGACAUGAUCUUGAACUGCUUCAACGAGUACGAUAAGUGGAAGAAAAACGUUGACGAUAAGGGUUUCAUUAACGCACUCAGGGAUCACUUAGAACAGCUCCGCACCCCACAUCACUGUAGUCGUCUCAUAUUGCCAUGGAACGCCGAGAUGCUGGUUUGUGUCGAGUGUGGUCGUCUUAUGGACAAGUCGGUGUCUGUCAUGUACAGCUGCUGCUGCAAUGAUUAGUUGAGGCUUAGUUAGCUACUUAAUAGUGGGUCUUAAAGUUGGUUGCUCGUAUUAUACUUCAAAGUAAUGGAUGAGAGAAUGCUUUAUCA